This is a messenger RNA of Canariomyces notabilis, 2655 nucleotides long. RefSeq lists its product as uncharacterized. Gene Ontology annotation, cellular component: RISC complex; nucleus; cytosol. The record is from RefSeq and is a predicted model, not a curated record. The coding region runs from base 1 to 2655 and encodes 884 amino acids. Gene Ontology annotation, molecular function: nuclease activity; RNA binding. The transcript is spliced from 2 exons. Gene Ontology annotation, biological process: mRNA catabolic process; regulatory ncRNA-mediated gene silencing. Lineage: Eukaryota; Fungi; Ascomycota; Sordariomycetes; Sordariales; Chaetomiaceae.
AUGGCCAAAAGCUUCAUCGCCAAUGUCAAGUCGGUGCUUAGCGGAGACACCCUGAUCCUUACCAGCCCAAACAACCCAGCAGCCGAGCGGACGCUUUCGCUUGCUUACGUUGCCGCUCCCCGCCUGAGCAAGGAUGGCGAUGAACCUUUUGCAUUCCAAUCCCGCGAGUUUCUGAGGAACUUGACAGUUGGGAAACCCAUCAAGUUCAGCGUCUCGUAUACCAUUCCAAACUCGGGACGAGAGUACGGUACCGCUGUUCUUCAAGAUGGGACGGAGCUCCCGGACGCAUCAAUCAGGGCUGGCUGGGUCAAGGUCCGAGAAGAUGCCGGCAGAAAAGAGGAGUCCGAGGAGAUUCUUGAGAAGCUUGAAAAGCUCCGAAGUCUAGAGACGCAGGCGAAGGAUGAGGGCAAGGGCCUUCAUGCGGGAACCGGCGGCGUGAUUGAGGUCCAGAACGACCUCGGCGGCCCGGAAUUUAUGAACGAGUGGAAGGGCAAGACGGUUGACGGAAUCAUCGAGCGCGUCAUUAGCGGUGACCGCCUACUCGUGCGUCUGCUCCUCAAGGACAAGAAGCACUGGCAGGUCAUGACUCUGAUUGCCGGCAUCCGAACCCCUUCCACUGAGCGCGUCAACGCCUCGAACGGACAGACUCAGCCGGCUGAGGAAUUUGGCAACGAGGCACGUGCCUUUGUCGAGCAGCGGCUUCUCCAACGUCAGGUGAAGAUCAAGAUUGUGGGGGCCAGCCCCCAAGGCCAGCUUGUCGCCACCAUCCUACACCCUCGCGGAAACAUUGCCGAAUUCCUCCUACAAGAGGGCCUUGCUCGCUGUAACGACUUCCAUUCUACAAUGCUUGGCGGCGACAUGACUGCCCUUCGGGCUGCCGAGAAGCAGGCACAAGAGGCUCGUCGUCGUCUCCACAAGGGCUAUGUUGCCAAGGCCACCGAUAGCAAGGAAAGUGAUGCGAUUGUCACCAAAAUCAUUGGUGCCGAUACCAUUAUCGUCCGGAACAAGGCCGGAGCUGAGAAGAGGAUCAGUCUGAGCAGUGUCCGCGGACCGCGUGCCGGGGAAGCUUCCGAAGCACCCUUCAGGGAUGAAGCGAAGGAGUUCUUGAGGAAGAAGCUUAUUGGGAAGCACGUCCGUAUCUCCGUGGACGGCACCAAGGCCGCCACUGAGGAGUUUGAGGCCCGAGAUGUAGCUACCGUUACCCAAGGGGGUAAGAACGUUGGCCUACAACUAGUGCAGGAAGGCUACUGCACAGUCAUCAGGCACCGGAAGGACGACACCGACAGGGCGCCCAACUAUGACGAGUUGCUAGCGGCACAGGAGACGGCCAAGGAGGAGAAGAAGGGCAUAUGGUCUGGAAAAGCACCCAAGGCGAAACAGUAUGUCGACAUGUCAGAGAGCGUCCAGAAGGCCAAAAUCCAGCUGUCAACACUGUCGAGGCAGCGGAAGGUCCCCGGAAUCGUCGAUUUUUGCAAAUCCGGUUCUCGCUUCACUAUCCUAAUCCCCCGAGAGGGCGUCAAACUCACGCUUGUACUUGCUGGUGUUCGAGCUCCUCGCGCUGGCCGCACGCCACAGGAGAAGGGAGAACCCUUCGGCCAGGAGGCUUUGGAUUUGGCCAAUAGGCGCUGCAACCAAAGGGACUGUGAGAUCGAUGUACAUGAUAUCGACAAGGUUGGUGGCUUCAUCGGCGAUCUAUACGUGAAUCGCGAGAGCUUCGCCAAGAUCCUUGUGGAGGAGGGCUUGGCAUCUGUUCACCAGUAUUCGGCCGAAAAGUCGGGCAACGCUACUGAACUAUUGGCUGCUCAGAAGCGCGCAAAGGAGGCCAGGAAAGGCCUGUGGCACGACUGGGACCCGUCUCAGGACGCGGAAGAGGAGGAAGAGGCAACGCCUGCGGAGUCUGCAGACGCUUCCAUCACGAUCGAGAAGAAACCCGAGGACUACCGGGAUAUAAUCAUCACCAACAUCGACGCCAACGGCAGGAUCAAGGUUCAAGAGAUUGGUAAGGGCACAGACGCCCUGGAGGCAUUGAUGGAGCAGUUCAGGCAGUUCCACUUGAAUCCCACCAACAGCGCGACCAUCAAGGACGCGCCAAAGGCAGGAGAUUAUGUGGCCGCCCAGUUCUCGGAAGACGGCGAAUGGUACAGAGCCCGAAUCCGCUCCAACGACCGUGCUGCCAAGGUAGCCGAAGUCGUCUACAUCGACUACGGCAACUCGGAGAAACAACCGUGGUCCAAGCUCCGGCCGCUCAACCAGCCGCAGUUUACCGUCCAGAAGCUGAAGGCUCAGGCUCAGGAUACUCAGCUCUCGUUUGUCCAGCUUCCGGCGGCUCCCGACUACCUCAGCGAUGCCAUCAACUACCUUUACGAGCUCACCGAGGGCAAACGGCUCGUCGGCAGCUUUGACUACGUCGACACCAAGGAAGGGCUGAGCUACCUUACUAUAUUUGACCCCAAGGCCGAGGGCGCCAACAAGGCCACUGAGUCCAUCAACCGCAAGAUGGUUCUGGAAGGUCACGCCCUCGUUGCGCGGAAGCUGAAGGCUUGGGAGCGGAGCAAGGUCUUUGAGCCAGUGCUCAAGAACCUCAAGGAGGCUGAGGCUGAAGCUAAGGAAGCACGGCGCGGUGUCUGGGAGUAUGGUGAUAUAACUGAGGACUGA